Molecule: messenger RNA, 1053 nt
Organism: Aethina tumida (small hive beetle)
Lineage: Eukaryota; Metazoa; Arthropoda; Insecta; Coleoptera; Nitidulidae
Gene: eIF1
Product: eukaryotic translation initiation factor eIF1
Exons: 3
Coding region: 262-594 (110 amino acids)
Biological process (GO): translational initiation
Cellular component (GO): eukaryotic 43S preinitiation complex
Molecular function (GO): ribosomal small subunit binding; translation initiation factor activity; RNA binding
Source: RefSeq, a predicted model, not a curated record
AUAUUGUCAAAUUGAAAAUUUCCUCCUUUUUGUCAUUUCAACAAGAAAUUUAAAUCGUACAUUCGGUCUUCUUCUUCUUCUACAGCUAGGUUACGUUGCAAUCUUGGAAUUCGGGCGUCAUACGACCUUCGGGUGAAUCAUAAAAUUAUUUGCAACGAACGUUGGAAGUUGUGAGAAGCGUGCACGAGUUUGUUCCGUUUGACCACUAAUUCGUGCUACUUGCAGCACUUUUUGUUUAUAAGUAUAUAUUUUGAUUAUCGUAUGUCCAUCCAGAAUCUUAACACAUUUGACCCCUUUGCUGAUGCAAGUAAGGGUGCAGACGAUGAUGUUCAAGACGGACUCGUUCAUAUAAGAAUUCAACAACGUAAUGGUCGCAAGACUCUAACUACAGUGCAAGGACUAUCCUCAGAAUAUGACCUGAAAAAAAUUGUUCGAGCAUGUAAAAAGGAAUUCGCUUGCAAUGGAACUGUGAUAGAGCAUCCAGAGUACGGAGAAGUUCUCCAGUUGCAAGGAGACCAACGCGAGAACAUUUGCCAGUGGCUAACAAAAGCCGGGCUAGCCAAACCAGACCAACUCAAAGUACACGGUUUCUAAUGCAUCUGCGCCAUAGCCAUUCGCAAUUACCAUCACCAUUUUAGUUGCAAUUUCAUAUUAAUACAAGCCACCAAUCAACCAACCUCGAAAUCUUAGUUAAAAUAGUUCAUAAUGUUCAAAAUAACGCCCAGUUAAUAUGUAUCUGGGAGCUAUCGAUGUUUUUAGAGAGUCCCAACAUACAUACAAUUCCUAACUCAAUUUUAAAUCGGAGCUGAUCACUCCCGACAUUUUUUUUUAUCGUUUUCAAUUUUUUAACCGAAAAAAUUUUACAUCGUGAGCCGCGUGUAACUGAUUAAAAUUGCUCGUUGAGUCUGUAAGCAGCAAUUUUUGUAAUAAGAUUCUGUAUAAUUGUGCCUUUCCAUGAAUACAUUAGUUUUCAGAAUAUGUUCUUUUAAUUUUUCAAGUUGACUGUAUUUAGUUUGUAAUGAAAUUCAAUAGUUAAUAAAUGUCCGGUCUAAA